AUGCCGAACCCUAUCAAGGAGGAUAUCCAUACUGUGGAUGAGGAGUCAUUUCCUUACAUUUUUGAACAGAAUGCUACUGUUCCUCUCAAGGCGGGUGAUGGUCUGGUGAGACUUAAUGUCUAUCGGCCCAAGGGUGUUGACAAGGUUCCUGUUCUCGUCACAUAUGGCCCUUACGGAAAGGACAUUUGGUAUCAAGACUUCCACCCCAAGUCCUUCAGUGAAGUGAACCCUCAGCACAAAUCCCAGCACUCAGCAUGGGAAACUCCAGACCCUGGCUUCUGGACCAAGCACGGCUAUGCCAUUGUCCGCGCUGACGAGCGAGGUCUCGGCCAAUCAACCGGCAAACUUGAUACCAUGUCACGAGGCACCAGCGAAGCCUUCUUCGAUGUCGUCGAGUGGGCCGCUGAGCAACCUUGGUCAUCUGGCAAAGUCGGUCUUCUUGGUAUUAGCUACUACGCCGGAAGUCAAUGGCGAGUUGCAGCCCGAAAACCAAAGGGUCUGAGCGCUAUUGUUCCCUGGGAGGGUAUGUCAGAUUAUUACCGCGAUCGGUGCCGACAUGGUGGAAUUCUGUCAAAUGCUUUUAUCAAGUUUUGGUGGAAUCGCCAGGUCAUUACGAACCAGUACGGUCGACCUGGGAGAAAUGCUAGGAAUUGGGGUCCUGAUACCAUCGAGGGUGAUCUACCUGAAGAAGAGCUUGAGGCCAACAGACAGGAUCAGACUAUCGAUAACCAAGUCAACCGCUUCCGAGAUGAAGCCUACUAUGCUUCCAAGGAGUACGACAUUGGCGAUAUCGAAGUCCCUCUUCUAUCAGUUGGCAACUGGGGCGGUAUUCUUCUCCAUCUCCGCGGCAACAUUGAGGGAUACAUCCACGCUGGUUCAAAGUUCAAGUAUCUCCGCCUCAUCACAGGUCGUCACGAUCUCCCCUUCUACUACGAGGAAGAAGUUGAAAUUCAACGAAGUUUCCUCGAUGCUUUCCUCAAAGGCGAAGACCGUGUUGGCUGGUCUCAAGAAGGCAAGGUCGCUCCCGUAAGUCUUGUUCUUCGAAAGGGCAACGUUGGCUUCAACGACGCCGAGAAGGAAAAGGCGUAUCCCCGAAGAGAAGAGAACGAGUGGCCUAUCGCGCGAACCCAGUACAAGAAGCUCUUCCUUACACCUGAACAAGGUCUAAGCUGGGAAGAGCCCAAGACAGAGCGCAAGAAGAUUACCUACAAGGCCCUUGGGACGCUUGAGAAGCCUGAGGUGGUCCAGUUUUCAACUCCUGCUUUUGAGGCUGAGACAGAGAUCACGGGCCACGUUGUCGCUCAUCUCAAUGUCUCAGUCUCCCCUGAUCCUUCCGGCCCUACACCCAGUGACAUUGAUCUAUUUGUCACACUUCGCCACUUCGACCCCUCAGGGGAAGAAGUCUUCUAUACUGGCACAGCAGGUGAUCCCGUCCCCCUGACCAAGGGCUGGCUUCGCGUGUCGCUGCGCAAGGUUGAUUCAGAACAUCCCAAGCACCGCGAGUGGCUUCCUCAUAGAAAUUACACCAGCAAAGAUGUUCAGCCUGUGAUACAAGGUGAAGUUUAUGGCGUUGAUAUUGAGGUCUGGCCUACGAAUGUUAUCGUAGAUAAGGGGGGUAAGUUGGUGUUUGAGGUGUCGUCGGGGGAUACUCAGGGUUCAGGCAUUUUCUUGCACAACGACCCGGUUGACAGAUCACCUGAGGUCUUCCAAGGUUCGAACCAUAUCCACUUUGGUCCUCGUCAACAAAACUAUAUCACUCUUCCUGUGAUUCCCAACUAG
This is a messenger RNA of Fusarium verticillioides 7600, 1779 nucleotides long. RefSeq lists its product as hypothetical. The coding region runs from base 1 to 1779 and encodes 592 amino acids. Lineage: Eukaryota; Fungi; Ascomycota; Sordariomycetes; Hypocreales; Nectriaceae. Gene Ontology annotation, molecular function: dipeptidyl-peptidase activity. The record is from RefSeq and is a predicted model, not a curated record. The transcript has 3 exons.